CAAACAAGGCACACGUUUUGCUGUUUCUGUUUCCAUUUCACUCGACGAUAAGUCUCUUUCGUAGUACAAACACUCACAACUCGACCACAGUUAUUCGCGGACGAGUUAAGAUUUACCACAUCCGCUGUACCUGGUGUAAUUACCUGAGAGCCCACCCAAGACAGAAAACCAUCGUCACACCUCGACUCGCGACUCUGCAGUCAUGGCUCAAAAGACAUACAUCCCACUUGAAAAUAACCCCGAGGUCAUGACAAAACUGGCACAUACUCUAGGCCUCUCUUCGACCCUCGGGUUUCAAGACGCCUACAGUCUUACAGACCCCGACCUCCUCGCCCUCCUGCCCCGUCCGGCCAGCGCGUUGUUGUUCAUCUACCCUUGCACCAACCACUCGGAAACGUACCUUGCCAAAAUCCACGAGGCAGAGCCGGGCUAUCAAGGCUCCGGUCCCGACGAACCCGUCAUGUUCUAUCAUCAGACUAUCCACCAUGCCUGUGGCUUGAUAGGUCUGUUGCACUGCAUCACAAAUGGUUCCGCCGCCGACCUCAUCCAACCCGGAAGUGACCUCGCCAAAUUCGUCCAGGGUGCAUUGCCUCUUCGACCCACCGAGAGGGCUCAGUUCGUGCACGACUCGGACAUUCUCGAAAAGGCUCAUGCUGUGGCGGCGCAAGAGGGUGAUUCGACUGCUCCUCCCUUGGGUGAAGACCCAGGACAUGCCUUCAUAGCCUUUGUCCAAGCCAAAGGUCGACUGUGGGAGUUGGAAGGCCGGAGAAAAGGUCCCGUCGAUCUGGGUCCGCUGGGUGACGAUGAAGAUGUGUUGAGUACAAAAGCCUUGAACAUGGGUCCACUUCCGUUCAUCAAACGCGAAGAGGACGCUGGAAGCGGUACCCUGAAUUUCAGCUGCAUUGUACUUGGACCGAGGAUGGAUGCAUGAUUUGGCUGGCUGGCCCAAACCACCACCAUCACCAAG
Exophiala oligosperma is the source of this 967-nucleotide messenger RNA. RefSeq lists its product as uncharacterized. The transcript has 2 exons. Gene Ontology annotation, cellular component: cytoplasm. Gene Ontology annotation, biological process: protein deubiquitination; ubiquitin-dependent protein catabolic process. Lineage: Eukaryota; Fungi; Ascomycota; Eurotiomycetes; Chaetothyriales; Herpotrichiellaceae. Gene Ontology annotation, molecular function: cysteine-type deubiquitinase activity. The record is from RefSeq and is a predicted model, not a curated record. The coding region runs from base 203 to 931 and encodes 242 amino acids.